CAUAUAAACCGCUCUAAAACCUCAUCAAUUCUCAUCAGUUCCAGCUUCAAAUCACGGCUCAUAUGGAGAAUCUGAAGGCAAACCUGGUCAGAGUUCUGGAAGUCACCAAGGUGUCUCCACUUCCGGCCUCACCUUCCUCCGCCGCCGACUUCUCUCUUCCUUUUACCUACCUUGAUGCUCUGUUUUUAAAAAUCCCUCCCACAGAGCGACUCUUCUUCUACUCUUUACCCGAUCCCCCAUUGUUGGACUCCAAUUCCAUCGUCACUCAUCUCAAGCACUCCCUCUCUCUCACUCUCCAACAUUUCCUCCCUCUCGCUGGAAAUCUCGUUUGGCUACCGGAAUCUCCUAAACCCACCGUUCUUUACUCCCCUGGCGAUGCUGUUUCCCUCACUGUCGCCGAGACUGAUGCUGACUUCACCCACUUCUCUUGUACUGGAAUCCGUAGAGUGGAAGAGUGCCGCCCCUUUGUCCCGGAAUUGCCGGCGGUGGAUGAUUCGGUUCCGGUAAUGGCUCUGCAGAUCACUCUGUUCCAAAACAGGGGAUUGUCCAUCGGCAUCUCCAAUCACCACGCCUUCGUUGAUGGCAAAAGCUCGAUCAUGUUCUUGAAAUCGUGGGCUCACAUUUUCAAGCACACCCAAAACAAUCCCGAAUCCCCCAUUACUCUACCGCCAGAACUAACCCCAUUUUUCGAUCGGUCCAUUAUCAAAGACCCAAAAGGAAUCGACCUGCUCUACAUCAACUACUGGCUAAAAAAGACCAACCCCACCGACCCAUCAAUCAAGAGCCUUAAAUAUUUCCCAAAUUUGGGAGUUUCACCAGAAAUGGUGAGAGGGACAUUCGAAUUAACCCGCACAGACAUUGAAAAUCUCAGAAAAUCAGCAACAAAGGAAGACGAAUCACCGACCCGAUUCUCAUCGUUCGUUCUCGCAUUCGCGUACAUAUCGAUUUGUGCGGUAAAAUCAGCGAGAAUAGAACAGAAGAACAAGAGAGUGUACCUGGGCUUCUACGCCGAUUGGCGGGCGCGGCUGGAUCCGGUAGUGCCGACCAACUAUUUCGGGAACUGCGGCGGAAGCCAUGGAGUUUUUGCGGAAGCGGGGGCAUUGGAAGAUGAUGAAAAGGGAUUGGGGGUCGCAUCGAAGAGGAUUCAUGAGACGAUACAGAGGUUGGAUGAGAAUGUGACAAAGGGGGCGGAGGAAACUUUGUCGAAAUGGGAGAAGGUGGAAGAGGAGAUUAAGUUCGUCGGAGUGGUUGGGUCGCCGAGAUUGGGGGUUUAUGGGUUGGAUUUCGGGUGGGGAAAACCAGAGAAUGUGAAGAUGGUUUCGAUUGAGAGGACUGGUUCGAUUUCGUUGGCGGAUAGACGAACCGGAGAUGGGAUUGAAUUCAGUUUGGUGCUUUCUCAGCCUGAAAUGCUCCGUUUUGCCUCCAUUUUUUCCGAUGGUCUUAGAACUCUUUAGCUUUCUUUGUACUCUCUUCCGAAGAAAAAUAAAAACAUUUCUCGUUCCAUCUCA
This is a messenger RNA of Cucurbita moschata (crookneck pumpkin), 1508 nucleotides long. Its product is annotated as malonyl-CoA:anthocyanidin 5-O-glucoside-6''-O-malonyltransferase-like. The record is from RefSeq and is a predicted model, not a curated record. The coding region runs from base 63 to 1454 and encodes 463 amino acids. Lineage: Eukaryota; Viridiplantae; Streptophyta; Magnoliopsida; Cucurbitales; Cucurbitaceae. The transcript has a single exon.